CAGCGCCCGACCAAGUCACUUCCGCCGUCGACAACAGACUGACCAUGGCUUUAAAGCGCAUCAACAAAGAACUCCUAGACCUCGGCAAGGACCCCCCUGCCAACUGCUCGGCUGGCCCCGUCGGUGACGACCUCUUCCACUGGCAAGCGACCAUCAUGGGUCCGGAAGACUCGCCCUACUCUGGCGGCGUGUACUUCUUGAACAUCCACUUCCCCGCAGAUUACCCGUUCAAGCCCCCGAAAGUCAACUUCACGACGCGCAUCUACCAUUGCAACAUCAACGCCAACGGCGGGAUCUGCUUAGACAUCUUGAAGGACCAAUGGAGCCCUGCCCUCACCAUCUCCAAAGUGCUCCUUUCGAUCUGCUCGUUGUUGACGGACGCGAACCCAGAUGAUCCGCUUGUUCCCGAGAUCGCCCAGAUUUAUAGAACAGACCGCGCCAAGCACGAUGGCACCGCACGAGAGUGGACCGCCAAGUACGCCAUGUAGACUUGCGCUUCGGCGCAAAGAAAUGUAGUCAAGGGGUCGAUUGGGGAAACGAGUGUGAAAGAUGGGGACGAACGUGUAGUGGUGCAACAGGUUCGGAUGUGGGGACACGGCGGUGCCACGAGGUGCUGAAGGCAGGCAGAUUUGUCCGUCCUGCUGAUCCAGUCGUGCUUGCUUCCACCUCUGCGUAUCCAUGCUUGUCGUAUAACUUCGAUUUAACUAUUUGAUCCCA
This is a messenger RNA of Aphanomyces astaci, 717 nucleotides long. Its product is annotated as ubiquitin-conjugating enzyme E2-17 kDa. Gene Ontology annotation, biological process: protein polyubiquitination. The transcript has a single exon. The coding region runs from base 45 to 488 and encodes 147 amino acids. NCBI's taxonomy places the organism in Eukaryota, Oomycota, Saprolegniomycetes, Saprolegniales, Verrucalvaceae. Gene Ontology annotation, cellular component: nucleus. Gene Ontology annotation, molecular function: ubiquitin conjugating enzyme activity. The record is from RefSeq and is a predicted model, not a curated record.